AUGGGGGACCCCAAGGACCUCGGGGCCGAGGCCCCGCCGGCCGGGGCCGCCGCUCGAGGGGGGCUCAGCCUCGUGCCCCAGGCGGAGGCCGAGGAGGCUGCUGCCCAGGGAUCAGCUUUAUUUCUUGGAGGCAAUGAGGUGAAGAGCCGAGCCGUGGUGAAAUACUCUUCUGCCCCUCCCCGAGCAGCAUUUGCACGCCUGGAAGAGAAAACAGACUUGAAACUCCCACCUGCCAACUGGCUGCGAGAGAGUGCCAAGCUCGGGCCCGCAGGAACUACCAUUCUUGGUAACAGUAAGAAAAGCAAGCCAUUUUCAAGCUUUGGUAUGGCGUAUGACUUUAUUGAUUCGGUGGGAAAUGAUGUGGAUGUUGUCUCUGACUCUGAAAACAUAAAAAAACUCCUGAAGAUCCCUUACAGCAAGUCCCACGUUAGCAUGGCAGUGCACCGUAUUGGAAGGACUCUCUUACUGGAUGAGCUAGACAUUCAAGAGCUCUUCAUGAGGUCGUCUCAGACUGGUGAUUGGACGUGGCUGAAAGAGUUUUAUCAAAGACUUAUUGAUCAGAAGUGGCAGAGGAAGAAAAAGAGCAAAGAGCACUGGUAUCAGAAGGCUAUUCUUUCCAAGUUUUUAUAUUACAGUAUCAAUGGUGAUGGAGCCGCUCAGCCUGUCCCCUCUGCUGCCGAACAGCAGGAACCGUCCAGUUCAGAUCAGGCAAAUGAGUCCGACGGUGCUUCGUGGCCUGCCCCCUUUGAAAUGCCAGCUUCGGUGUCAGAAGAUCCCAGCACUUCCAGCCAGGGAAGUGAGCCUCUUGAGCCCUCAUACAUAGUGGGGCAUGUGGCCUCAGCACCCAAAGAACAAAACCUGACUACUUUAUUCAAUGACGGGGAGAACAGUCAGGGUCUUAAAAAUGACUUUGUUCGUAACAUUUUGUGGACAUUUGAAGACAUACAUAUGCUAGUUGGCUCCAAUAUGCCUAUAUUUGGAGGAGGCAGAUACCCAGCUGUCAGCUUGCGUCUCAGGGACAACAACAAACCAAUUAAUGUGUUAACUGGAAUUGACUAUUGGUUGGACAACUUGAUCUGCAAUGUGCCUGAGCUGGUGAUGUGCUUUCAUGUAAAUGGAAUUGUACAGAAGUAUGAGAUGAUAAAGACAGAAGAGAUUCCCAAUUUGGAAAAUUCUAAUUUUUCUACUAAAGUCAUAAAAGACAUUGCACAGAACAUUUUAUCAUUUCUGAAAUCCAAUUGCACCAAAGAAGGCCAUACCUACUGGCUUUUUAAAGCAAGUGGCAGCGAUAUAGUGAAGCUCUAUGACCUCACCACUCUUUGUGAGGAGACUGAAGACAAGUACCAGAACCCGUUCACAAUGCCAGUGGCCAUCCUCUUGUAUAAGGUUGCUUGCAACAUGAUGAUGAAGAAGAACCAAAAUAAGAAACACUAUGGGACUAUUAGAACGUUGCUGCUUAAUUGUGUUAAACUGUUGGACAAAAGCAGACAUCCUCAAAUUAUUGCUUCAGCCAAUUACAUGCUUUCAGAACUUUUUCAGUUGGAUGAACCUAAAAAAGAAGAAAGUUCAGAAUCUCCUUUAAAUGAGAAUUCUGAUGAAAGUUACAGUGAAGAGGAAGAAGAGAUGCCUGACAGCGAUGAAAAUGGGUCCUACAGCCCCAGUUCUGAUCCAUCAGAUGAUAACAAAGCAGUAGCUAUAAUUAAGUCUGUUGGAGAAUUGUCAGUUCCAGAAAAAUACAAAUCCAUUCAUCAAAUCAGACCGAGCUGCGCCUUUCCUGCGUGCCAUGACACCGAAGAGCGCUGCAGGCUUGUGCUGAGCUAUGUGCUGGAGGGUUUAAAAUCUGUGGAUAGCAGCAUUAAAAAAGAAAGCGACCUUCCUGCAGCUGACCCCAGCACUCCAAUCCCCUUAAAAUACGAAGAUGAAUCCGCAAGGGGGGGUCCUGAGGGUUUGGAGAAGCAGAUGGCCUUGUUUUUGGACAAAAUGGGCUCACUUCAGAAGGGUAAUUAUUCCAGUCAGUCGGGAAUGAUCCCUGGUUCUUGGCAGCAUAAAAUGAAGCUCCAGCUGAUUCUCAAGUCGUCAAAGGCUUAUUACGUUCUGUCGGAUGCCGCCAUGAGUCUGCAGAAGUAUGGGCGGGCGCUGCGGUACAUCAAGUUGGCUUUGCAGAGCCACGACACGUACUGCUGCCUCUGCACUAAUAUGCUGUCCGAAGUGCUGCUGUUCCUGUCUCAGUACCUGACACUGUGCGGUGACAUCCAGCUGAUGCUGGCCCAGAAUGCCAGUAACCGUGCGGCACACCUGGAAGAGUUUAAUUAUCAGACGAAGGAAGACCAAGAGAUCCUGCACAGCCUCCACAGAGAGUCCAGCUGUCAAGGUUUUGCCUGGGCUACUGAUUUGUCUACUGAUCUAGAAAGCCAGCUUUCAGUUAGCUGCAAAUGUUAUGAGGCUGCUAAUGAAAUCUUGCAAUUUAGUGACUUAAAAAGUCAGAAUCCGGAGCACUACAUACAAGUGUUAAAGAGGAUGGGUAACAUUAGAAAUGAAAUCGGUGUGUUUUAUAUGAACCAGGCUGCUGCAUUGCAGAGCGAGAGAGUCGUGAGCAAAAGUGUGUCUGCUGCAGAGCAACAGUUGUGGAAAAAAAGCUUUUCUUGCUUUGAAAAGGGAAUUCACAACUUUGAGUCAAUUGAUGAUGCUACAAAUGCUGCCCUUUUGUUAUGCAACACGGGAAGACUCAUGCGAAUCUGUGCCCAGGCACACUGCGGAGCCGGGGCCGAGUUCAAGCGGGAGUUUUCCCCGGAAGAAGGCUUGUAUUACAACAAGGCUGUUGAUUACUAUUUGAAAGCGCUGAGGUCAUUGGGGACACGUGACAUACACCCAGUGGUUUGGGACUCGGUGAAUUGGGAAUUGUCCACCACCUACUUCACUAUGGCUACGCUGCAGCAGGAUUAUGCUCCAUUAUCUAGAAAAGCUCAGGAACAGAUUGAGAAGGAAGUCAGCGAGGCCAUGAUGAAGUCCCUGAAGCACUGUGAUGUGGACGCGGUGUCUGCACGGCAGCCCCUUUGCCAGUACCGAGCUGCCACCAUCCACCACCGGCUGGCCUCCAUGUACCACAGCUGCCUGAGGAACCAGGUUGGUGAUGAACAUCUUAGGAAGCAGCACCGUGUGCUGGCAGAUCUUCAUUACAGCAAAGCUGUGAAGCUUUUUCAGCUUCUGAAAGAUGCUCCGUGCGAACUGCUUAGAGUACAGUUAGAGAGAGUAGCAUUUGCCGAGUUCCAGAUGACCAGUCAGAAUAGCAAUGUUGGAAAAUUAAAGACACUGUCUGGGGCUCUUGACAUAAUGGUGAGAACCAAGCAUGCAUUCCAGCUCCUCCGGAAGGAGCUUGUAGAAGAAUUUGACCAGCGUGAAAGUGAGGAGACCUCUCCAGCUGCUGAGUCUUCUCCGAGUCUUAAUCGAGAAGAAGUAAUAAAACUCCUCAGUAUAUUUGAAUCUCGGUUGUCAUUCCUUCUCCUUCAGUCCAUCAAACUGCUGUCUGCAGCUAAAAAGAAAACCAGUAGCAACAUCGAAGAGGAUGUAGUCCUCAAAACCAACAAGCAAAUUUACUCCCAGCUUUUGCGAGCGACGGCUAACAGAAACACAACUCUGCCGGAGAGGAUCGACGUCCUGGUGCGUUUGCUGGACCUGCUGGCUCCCGGCGCCGCUGGGCAGUGAUGGCCAUGCCGCACGCAGGGAUGCUGUCAGUGCCUUCUGCACUCGGGGCUGCUUUGUCCAUCGGUGCUUCGUGUCAUUAAACAUGAGAGGCGUGUCCACUACGCGGGCGCAGCAGUGGAAGCAGAGUCCCAUUUCCUGUGCUGCCAGGGAGGCGAUCUUUGGCCUCUUACUUGAAGUGCUAAAAUCAGAGCCAACCUAAGCUCCCAGCGUUGGUGUCUCUCGAGGCAUACGGUGCCCAGUGUUCUAGACCUGCGGGGACGCAGUUACACUCACGUAUUUUUUAAGUACGGUAAGCUCCUUGGGCUUAAGAUACGACUAUUUUGUAUAAAUGUUACUUUGGUCAAGGGAACUUCUAUCCACAUGAUUUAUUGGUUCACGUGGGUUCAAGAAACGUCCCGUACAUCAACAUUGUUCCUUCUGAAUCGCACAAAGAGGUCUCUGUCCUUUAAGCUUCGGGGCGUGAGCCCCUGGGGCAGCCUGUGUGUUCGUGGGUGCACAAGGGCCACCCUCUGACAUUGUAUGGCAAUUGAUCAGGAAUAGGUACUUCCCCCCCCCCCUUUUUCAUUUUAAACUUGAAACUGUGAAUAAGGUAA
Talpa occidentalis (Iberian mole) is the source of this 4295-nucleotide messenger RNA. RefSeq names its product erythroid differentiation regulatory factor 1 (gene EDRF1). NCBI's taxonomy places the organism in Eukaryota, Metazoa, Chordata, Mammalia, Eulipotyphla, Talpidae. The coding region runs from base 1 to 3702 and encodes 1233 amino acids. The record is from RefSeq and is a predicted model, not a curated record. The transcript has 25 exons. Gene Ontology annotation, biological process: positive regulation of DNA-templated transcription.